GGUUUUAGUUUAAAACCAUAAUAAGUUGAUGGCUUCUUCGCUGCUUUCGGAAAGGUGGGUCUUUUUUUUCAAACUUCAACGACUGCGUUUUGAAUUUUGAUCUUCCAUUUCUGCUUAAAGGAAAUCUUCAAUUAUGGGUGAAGGUGAAGAAAACAAGAAUAUCCAAGAAGAGGUGAACAAAGAAGCGAAUAUCCAAGAAGAGGUUGAUGUGGAGGAAGAGAGGUUAAAGUAUUUGGACUUUGUGCAAACGGGUGCAGUUUUUGCCUUGGUUUCCUUCUCAAAGCUCUACCUCUUUGCCAAGGAUGUGUCUGGUCCAUUCAAGCCUUAUGUCGAGAAUGCUGGGGGUAGGUUUAAGAGCGUAGUUAGACCUAUCUAUUAUAAGUUUCAACCGGUUUCCAACGAGAUUCUCAAAUUUGCAGAUCACAAGUUGCAGGUUGAUGAAUCUGUUACUAUUCUAGAUCUUUUUGUUCCCCCAAUUGUCAAACAAUUGUGUACGCAAGCUUAUUCAGUAGCUCGAGAUGCCCCAGUAGUUGCUUGUGCUUUGACUUAUUAUUUGCUUUCGCCCAACGAGAAGUUUUAUAUGGUCUUGUAUGGAGAUGGGUGAGCCACAAUCUGCACCAAUUGCUUCCAGCUAUGGAAGAUGAUGAUAUACUCAAGAAUGCAUGUUAAAUAUGAUUAUACAUCUAUUGUGAUCUUUUUUUUUUUUAAAUGUACUUAUCCAAAGUGUUUAGACUA
Hevea brasiliensis (rubber tree) is the source of this 735-nucleotide messenger RNA. RefSeq names its product small rubber particle protein-like. Bases 134 to 604 code for a protein of 156 amino acids. NCBI's taxonomy places the organism in Eukaryota, Viridiplantae, Streptophyta, Magnoliopsida, Malpighiales, Euphorbiaceae. The record is from RefSeq and is a predicted model, not a curated record. The transcript is spliced from 3 exons.